AGCCCAGAUGGCAAGGCUGUGGCAUCUCAUGCUCCUGUGCUGGGCAUGGAGUCCUCUGUGUCUUCCAUCCAGUGUAAGCUUCCUAGGUACACCGCAGCAGUGUGAAAAGGCUCACUUUGUCCCUGGUUACAAUCUGGGUGGAGAAGGCUUCGACAUCGUCACAAUGGAGCGGAAAGGUGCCUAUGUCAUUGACACUGAAACAUGGAAGCUUGGCAAUGGCACUUGCAGGCUAUACACAAACAGCUACAUGAAUAGAAAGAGCCAGAAGAUCCCAGUUGCCAUGGAGGACUGGAGAACCCUCCCCAAGUGCAGUUUAAAGGUCUCCGGUAUCGAGUAUGAUUCUGUCGAAACUCUUGUCAAUGAUUCUACAUCAUCCGUGUCCAAUGAUUGGAAAAUUGGCCUUGAAAUCCCUGUAGAUCCGUCUGUCAGUCUUGGUGUUGGUUUUGGAGGUUCCCACUCCAAAGAAUCUACCUUUGCCAUGCAAAAGUUGAAACAAGACCACUACACAUUCUUUAGACAUUCUGUCUACUGUAGCUUCUACCGGUGA
Messenger RNA from Perca fluviatilis (European perch), 547 nucleotides. Its product is annotated as perforin-1-like. The record is from RefSeq and is a predicted model, not a curated record. Lineage: Eukaryota; Metazoa; Chordata; Actinopteri; Perciformes; Percidae. The coding region runs from base 8 to 547 and encodes 179 amino acids. The transcript has 2 exons.